Exophiala dermatitidis NIH/UT8656 is the source of this 3050-nucleotide messenger RNA. Its product is annotated as chromosome transmission fidelity protein 1. Lineage: Eukaryota; Fungi; Ascomycota; Eurotiomycetes; Chaetothyriales; Herpotrichiellaceae. The transcript has a single exon. Gene Ontology annotation, molecular function: hydrolase activity, acting on acid anhydrides, in phosphorus-containing anhydrides; DNA helicase activity; ATP binding. Gene Ontology annotation, biological process: nucleobase-containing compound metabolic process; establishment of sister chromatid cohesion. Gene Ontology annotation, cellular component: nucleus. The record is from RefSeq and is a predicted model, not a curated record. The coding region runs from base 422 to 2941 and encodes 839 amino acids.
GCUGAUUAGUAUCCCACUGAUGGUUUAGUUAAAAAUGGGUGCCUGCGCCGAGAGCCUUGUACACGGCCACAGCCCGUUCCCUCAUCCAUUUUUGGAAUCUGUCUGUUGUCAUCAAAGGCCAAUUAAUCUUUCAAGCAAGUUGGACUUAGAGGACCAAUGGACAGGCAAUGAUUGUCGCUCGCAUAGUGGCUCUCGGUGAACCUUGACUAUCUCGUUUUCGUGUUGACUCUUUGUCGAUAAUGGACAUUUCUUGAUCCUUGUUUUUGCGAAAGCGAAUGCGCGUCAAACACGCGUUCCAAUCUCGCAGAUGGAGACUUCCUUCCAGAGAGGAGCCACCCAUUCCGAAAAAAGUGGCUUCAGGGGUGAUUUCACAGCACAUGACAAGAGGACGCCUGCACUGGCCGAAUAUCCAUGAAUUACGAUGGAGUCCAGCGAGGCAAACUUCUGCCAUCCCUACCAACCUUAUGACAUACAGCUGGAGUUCAUGACACAACUGUACCGGUGCAUCGAGGGGAAGAAGGUAGGCAUCUUUGAAUCUCCAACCGGUACAGGAAAGUCUUUGAGUUUGAUAUGUGGCGCCUUGACUUGGCUCCGUGAUCAUGAACGCCGUGCCCUCGAUAGCACGCUAAAGGCGGAGAAUAAGGAUGCGCAAGACGACUGGCUGUUGCAGGCUGAAGCGGAUGCCCGCCGUCGCGAAUUGCUUCUUGCCCGGGAAGAACUGGAGCGGAGACUUGCCACGCUUCGCGAGGAAGAGGCUCGUCAGAAGCAGCAGAAGUUGGAGAACCGGUCUGCCAAAAAAGCGCGCCUUGUCGGCGGAACAGGGCCAGAGAAUCAUGCAGAUGAUGAAGAAUUUCUGGUCGCAGACUACCACAGCGAUGAAGAGGACAGUACCAAAGUUGAGACCGCCAGCAUUGGCUUCUCUAGUUCUACUCAAGCUCUGCUGGACAGAUUACAGAAACCAACAAAAGAAGAAGUCGACCAGCCAGAAGAAAAUCGGCUAAAAAUCAUUUAUUGUUCGCGCACUCACUCCCAGCUUACUCAGUUUGUGAACGAGUUACGACGUGUAAAACCUCCCUCGUCGAUUCCGUCAGCAUUUGAUAACCUGAGACCGAGCACCGACCUGGAGGAGCGUGUGAAGCAUCUCCCCCUUGGAUCGAGGAAGAACUUGUGUAUCAACCCCAAAGUUGCACGCCUCUCAUCCACUACGGCGAUCAAUGAACAAUGUCUUGAGCUUCAGAAGCCGGGAACCGCAAAAGACAAGAAAUGUCCGUACUUGCCGUCCAAGGAAGACAGACAGAGAAUGGAAUCCUUUCGCGACAAAGCCAUUGCACAAAUCAGGGACAUCGAAGACCUUGCUCAUCUCGGCAAGAGAAUGGAUCUGUGUCCGUAUUAUGCUUCUCGCAGUGCAAUCACGUCAGCUGAAGUACUUACCCUGCCCUAUCCUCUCCUUUUACAAAAAUCAGCCCGCGAAGCACUGGGCAUCUCGGUCAAGGACGAUGUUAUCAUCAUUGAUGAAGCCCACAACUUGGCGGAUGCUAUUGCAGAAACGUUCUCUGCGGCCUUACGGUUGAGUCAGCUUGAUCAAGCUGUGCAUCAAGUUACUGCGUAUGCAGUGCGAUUCAAGAAUCGCUUGAAAGGCAAGAAUCGAGUUUACGUAACCCAAGUCCUACGGCUGUUAAACUCGUUUACAGACUGCCUCCGAAGCGUGGGAGAGAAGUCACACAUGAAGGAUGUAACUGUCACAGCCAGCCAGCUGAUGUCCGGUAAAGGCGUGGACCAGAUCAGACCACACAAGCUGAUGCGGUAUUUGCAUGAGAGCAAAUUGUGUCACAAGGUCGAAUCAUACACUGAAGUUCAAAAGAGUGUGGAGGGCCAGAACCAAGGCAAAGGCGCGUUGAUGCAGUUCCAGAAUUUCUUGUCACUUCUGAUGAAUCCCGAUGAUGAGGGCAGAUUUUUCGUCGUUCGCCAGGAUGGCGAUAUCACCGUUCAUUAUACGUUGCUCGACCCCAGGGAACAUUUUCGAGAUGUGGUUGAGGAUGCUCGAGCAGUCAUUCUAGCAGGAGGAACAAUGUCACCCAUGGCUGAUUAUGCCAAUUACCUGUUUUCCUAUCUCGACAAGGACAGGCUCGAGACUUUCAGCUUCGGUCAUGUCGUCCCGUCCAGCCAUCUUUUUGCUCAACCGGUUGUUCAAGGGCCUUCAGGAUCCGAGUUCGAUUUCACAUUCGAGAAACGCAGAUCAGAACAAAUGAUCUUGGAACUGGGCCAUCUCGUUUCUCGAACAUGCAAAAUCGUGCCAGACGGGGUUGUGGUUUUCUUCCCGAGCUACGAUUACCUCGCCCAAGUUGUAGCUGUCUGGCAAAAACAACCACCUGCCCUACCUCUGCUGCAAUCGUUAGGAAAGACCAAGGUAACAUUCCAAGAGUCUAAGGGCGUCUCUGUCGAUGAACUCCUCAGAGAUUAUGCAAACGCGGUGGACUCGGGUAAGGGAGCACUUUUGCUGUCAGUCGUUGGCGGGAAGCUUUCCGAAGGGAUCAAUUUCUCGGACAAGCUCGGCCGAGUGGUUAUCGCAGUUGGUCUUCCUUUCCCGAAUGCAAACGGGGCAGAGUGGAAGGCAAAAAUGCAGCAUGUCGAAUCACUUCGAUAUCAACAAUGCAGGACAGAGUCCAUUCUGCCUGAGAGCCAGUGGCAGAUUGAGGCAAAGAGGGCAAGCCGGGAUUUCUAUGAGAAUGCUUGUAUGCGCGCUAUAAAUCAGAGCAUUGGCAGAGUGAUCCGGCACAGGAAUGACUAUGCGGCAAUUAUCAUGGUCGACCGACGGUAUGCAACGGACAGGAUCAGAACAAAACUACCGAAGUGGAUUCAAGGUAGCAUAGGCAGUGAUGCGAAGUCGUGGGACGAAAUUGAAAGGGGCCUGGUAGAGUUCUUUCGUACAAAGCCGAGAUAGAGAGCCAGAGCUGUGGAAGAGCGCACUUCAAUCGGUGCGCAAAAAGCUUAGCUAAGGUUAUAACACAGUAGAAGCAUGCACAUUAAUACUCGCAUAUCUUUGUUGCACA